Molecule: messenger RNA, 1700 nt
Organism: Hyalella azteca
Lineage: Eukaryota; Metazoa; Arthropoda; Malacostraca; Amphipoda; Hyalellidae
Exons: 5
Coding region: 76-450 (124 amino acids)
Source: RefSeq, a predicted model, not a curated record
CUGCAGACGUCUGUUGACGUUGGCGAGUGUGCUGGCCCUUGCUCCCUCGAUGGAAAAGACUGUCGGGCAACCCACAUGAGGACGACGGCAAUCGAAGGACCGAAUGGUUCGGAAUGCGUGUCGGUGAUUGAGCAGUGCAGCUGCGUGGGCUCCUGCUUUAGGAUCGCUCAUCUGCAGCACAUUUACAACUUCACCUCCACCGACCCUGAAGCAAACUUCAGCGCUGACGGUAGAAUCGAGGUGGUAGACGUCGGUCGGUGUAGCGGCGAGUGCGAUGCCCUGGACGCGGGGGGCCGCUGCGUGUUCAAGUCGAGUGACGGAGUGUGCCUGAUGUCGCUGCAGCACAGCGUCGGCAGCUGCUCUGCAGUGCAACGCGAGCGGCUUUUCUAUCACGCGCAGGACGGGGAAGUUCGCAACUUGAAUGUAGUUAAGAAGUGCGCCUGCUCCUGAAAUUAUGUUAUUUACCGCUAAACUAUCACUAAUCCGACCAUUUAUAGCACAGAUAUUUUAUUAUAUUGCAAUAAGACUUAUGCAGUCAAUUCAGGUUAAUUGGACUUACCAUAUAUAAGGACUAAAAAUAAUCUUGUCAAAUGAUUCCUUGUACGUUUACAAUAAUAUGAUCCGAUUAAUCCAUAUCGACUGUAUUUCAAUCAGGGUAUAAAACAUACACAUUCGUGACAACGACAGCAUACAAACAAAAAUGUUAAACAACUUUAGCUAAUCUUUGAGAUAGACGAUUUUUGACAUACUUGAAGACUCAAACUGAUUAAUAGCGGAAAAAUUCAUUGGUAAACGACCCGGUUGACGCAAAAUGCUUUAUAAGCGAAAAAUCUUCUCGUCCACAAAAAUACGAACAUUCGCAUGUGUUCUACGGAAAUCGGAUGUUUGUAAAUACAUGUCAAUUAUUUUUAGUUUUGGUGACUAUUGACCAAAUGUUGUGCAUUUGAAACAAAGGAGGCUAUAUGGGGCAAUAUAUGUGAGAAUGAAACGAGUAUAUAACUAUGUUUUCUUCUUGCACGAUAGCACUAAUCUAGGAUAAACUAAAUGGAUGAAAAUCCGUAUAUUAUUUCAUUCGCGUUUCGCCACUUGUAUAUCGAACUUACUCCACUAAAUUAAUUCAAUGACGGUCACUUUAACAACAUCGUUAUUAUCUUGAAAAAAAAUAUAAUUCAAUUGUUGAAUCACGUUAGAAGUUAAAUAAAAUUCGCUGUAAAACGAUUCUUAUGGUAUGGUUUAAUGUACUGGUAUUUUAUUCUGUAGCUUUGUUAACGAAAGAGAGGACCAAAUCCAGUUGUUGUAUGGUAGUUGAAAAUAAAGUAAGCUUUAUUUAUUAUUAAAAAAUAAUAAAAUUCCAAUUGAUGAUGCUAAAAGAAGAAUAUUUUAGAACUAAGUGCUUUAUAAUUAUCUGCAUGUAUACAACAGUAAGUGAUAACUGAUUAAAAUGGUGGUCAAAACUAGUGUAGUUUAAUUAAGCUGUCUGGGUAUGGGUUUUGAAACUCGCGGUUGAGAGCAUUUUUCAAGCUUCUCUACAUGAACAUUUAUAAAUCUAAUUUUAUCAACAUUUGCUAAUUUUAUUUCCAAAUUGCUUUAAUAAUUCUACUAUCCCGUUGGGGUAGCAAAGUAUGUUUCACCUCUCCCGCAACAGCGCCAUAUAAGUUCGUUAAGAUUUAACGGUACUAAGCGAGCGACUGUAUAAGCCG